ACGCCCCAAUUUUCUUUUGGUUGUUUAUGGCCUUUAUCCUCUUUCUGUGUUUGGCUCCAAAAUUGUCCAUCACAUUGUCUUCAUGGAGUCUCUUUCCAUGGCUCUCUCCUGUACUCCAUCCCUCCAAACCCACCUCAAAACCCAUAAACCAAACACCAUCCCAUCAAUUUCUCUUCUCCUAAAAUCCAUCCCUUCCUUUAUUUCUUCUUCCCAACGAAUCAAAUCUCAUCAAACCCCUUUUCCCUCUUCCGUGGACAUCCAUCUCUCAUAUCUGAACCACCUUCAAAAGCCUCUUCAUGCCCAUCUUUCGCUUCUCAAAAACCCUGCAUUUUCCCAAAAUUUAGUGAAAGUUCAACUAUUUUUUAUGCUCAAUGAGCUCACUACUUCUGCUUUGCUUACUCUUCCUUCCUCUGCCUCAGAAUCUCUGGUCUCUUCAACAGAGCAAGUUUCCAACAAGAUUAAUCUGGAAGCAGUUUUAGUUUCAAUUGAUGAUUUUUUUAAUCGAAACCCAUUUUUUGUUGCUGGGUGUACUUUCAUUUGGCUUGUUGUUAUUCCUUUAACCCAGGAGUAUUUCAGAAAAUACAAGUUCAUCUCUGCCAUUGAUGCGUUUAGGAAGCUGCGGGACGAUCCCAAUGCACAGCUUUUGGAUAUUAGGGAAGAGAAGAGCUUGAAGUAUAUGGAUUCUCCAAAUUUAAAAAUUAUAAAUAAGGGUGUUGUGCGGGUUCAGUUUUCCGAGGAUGAUGAAGAUGGGUUUGUGAAGAAGGUAUUGGGAAACUUCGAGGACGCAGCUAAUACGGUUGUCUGUGUUCUAGACAAUUUUGAUGGUAAUUCCAUGAAAGUGGCUGAGUUAUUGUUCAAGAAUGGUUUCAAAGGAGCUUAUGCAAUCAAGGGUGGGGUCAGAGGCAAAAAAGGGUGGAUUGAAAUUCAGGAAGCUCUUUUUCCACCUUCUGUACAUAUCUAUCGUAAGAAGGUUACAACUUCACAAGAACAGGGGGUGAAUGGAGGAGUUAUUCGGAGUAAUGAAGAUGACAACAAGGGUACCUCUUCUGCAUAUGUUGAUAUUAGAGGAAGUCAAGGUAGAGACAAUGGACGUGUAACCAAGUCCACAAACUCUUCGCUAGAGAUAAAAAAUGGUUCAAGAUCAUCCUCUCCUUACCCUAAUUACCCAGAUUUGAAACCACCAUCUUCCCCUGCUCCAUCAAAGCCCUUUAAGUGAUGCUUUGUCUCUGAUUCUGAAGAUUCAACACCCUUUAGCCUGAUGCUCAUUCUACUUCCAAAUUUGAACAUUCCGAUUUUGACAAUCUUUAGUUCUGUACUUACAUCUGAUUUAAAUCCAGGUUUGUAAAACAAGAGUGCCCUAUUCAUUAGUGCAAGUAAAGAGCAGUACUUGUGCAUUUGGAUGUGGCACUGGCAUGUACAGUAUUUGUCAUUAUUGUGGGGAUUGUGCUCGGAAUAAACAUCUAGUUAGGCAACUGCAAAGAAGUGAUUGGAAUUCUUGUGUGGAUACCAGACUAUUCCAGACUUGUUGGACUUUUGUAUAAUGUAUUCACCAAGUUCAAAAUUUCGGUAUCAAUGGAAAUAUUGGAGGUUCAAAAUAUAUAAA
This is a messenger RNA of Ziziphus jujuba (common jujube), 1603 nucleotides long. Its product is annotated as rhodanese-like domain-containing protein 4A, chloroplastic. Bases 83 to 1216 code for a protein of 377 amino acids. The record is from RefSeq and is a predicted model, not a curated record. Lineage: Eukaryota; Viridiplantae; Streptophyta; Magnoliopsida; Rosales; Rhamnaceae. The transcript has 4 exons.